CCUUCCUUGCAUACCGUGAUGAUGUGAUGCAACUUGCAAGCGGAACGGCUCUCCCUGCACACAGGUCUACGUCCGCCUGCCUGCCUCCAACCCAACAUUCAACACCGACCCGCCAAAACCUCGCACAAACCGCAACGUCCGAUCCACGUGUUCGCGACUUCAUUCCCUUUUCGGUCCCCUACGCCGGCAUUCAUCGAUAUCUCUACCUGCCGCGAGCGCGUGCAUUCACAGCAGGCCUGGUCGUAGCGCGCAGUAGCAAAUCCCAUAUCCUUGUCCGAGAGAGAGGAGAGCAGCAACGACGACGACGACAUGGCUUUCUUUAAUGACCAGCAAAAGGAGGAGACCACGGAUGAUGAGGUGCAGGCUGAGUACGUGGCGGGCGAUCAAAGGCUGGCCCUGAUGCGGUCGUUCGAGACAAGGCUGUGGGAGCUGGACGUACAGGUCCAAGGCAUCAAGUGUAUCGGGUUCGGACAAGGGCAGGCGGCCCCCCCUAGCGAGGUCAUUCAGAGGUGCUCCGACGUGGGCGUUUCUGUUGCCCAGGAGAACCCGGGGGGCUUUGCCGCUCUUUCCCCGUGGCCCGUGUCUUGUCCGCUGCUCCUCGCGGAGUCCGUCGGAAGCCACUUCUUACGCCUUUACCUGGUGACGGCGGACGGCGGGCACGAGGUCCGGUCCUUGCUGUUUUUGUCCCCGAUCACGACCCACGACUUCGACACUCUUAUUCAUUUCAUGCUUGGCAUGCGCCAGUGGUGUGGUUAGUCAAAUGAGUGGUGAUGGUCCGGUUCCCGGGUUGGUUGAGCGUUGCGACAGUAGUAGUCCCCCGCCGCCGGGGGUCGUAGACGUGCUGUGGGGAAGAGAAUCCUUCAAUAUCGAUCUGUACGCUUCAUUUCAAAGGUUCCUGGUGUUUUCUCUGCAGCUGUAGCAGCUGCCCUCCCUGAGAACCUGUAUGUUGGAGGUCCCGGGGGUGGCGAUGGUUGCCAAAGCCUUGACAAACUUUUGGCGAGGAAAUUCUCCUCUUUCUCUCGUGGUCGAGGUUCAGAGUAUGGUAACGUUGGACUUGAUGUAACUUGCUCGGAGUAUUUCCAGAAACUCGCAAUACUUCUUUCCAAGGAGCACGGAUUUUUUCGGAGAAGGGCGAGGCCGUAGCGCUGUAGGUUGCAUUGCCAGAUGGUGGUGUGUUGUCGGUGCCCUUGGUGCUUGUAUUUCUUUUGUACACAUCAAGUGAGGUAGAAAACAAGCGUGCAUAUUUCUAUUCUAGCCUUCUUUGCGGGUUGUGGAUGAUGGGUGAUUUUUUUUGUAAAUACGGUGUCGCGUGCUUGCUGCGCUUGACAGCUCUAGACUACAUAGGUUUCGGGCUACCAGCCAACACAAGCACCACUUAAGUUUGAGGGCACACGAAGGUUGGUAGAGCUACGUAGAGAGAUGCGGCCCACAUCAAUUUCACGUGCGAGCGAAGAAAAUAUGGUACUUCGUAUCUGCGCCCAGCCCUUUGUGCAGGCUGGGGGAAGGGGAAGGGAGGGGGGAGGUGUACUCAUAGUCGUGCAUGCCGUAGUCGUUAGACCAUGGACCUCGCAUCGUUACUAGUCUAAGCCGGCACGGAGCACGCCGGGGUCUCGACGUACCAGGCUAGCACAUCACCAAGGGGGCUGGGGGGGGUAAUUAUGCCAGGAGGGUUGUCGUCCCAUUUUACUUGGAGGAUACAAACAUGCGCGCUGUUGGUUGCCUGAACGCUCUCGGCCCGGUAUGUUGAGAAUUUCCUGCUGAACGCUGCAUUUGCAUGCUUUUUUAUGUUGUCAAACUCGAAAUCAAGAGUGGUCCAUUCCCCUGUUGUUCUCGGCCGUAGCCCCUCUUAAAGGAGCCCCAUGUGCAGUAACAACGCAAGGGUGAGGCGGUGACGUUGCUCUUCAGCGUUCCGUUGUCGGGACACGGUCGGUGGAAGAAAGUACACAAACAAAUCGACCCUACAUGUUUUAACUUCACACACUGAGGACACCGGAGAAGAAGGGAGAACGCCUAGGGAGACUUGCGUUGGGUGCGGCAGUAGAGCCCACCCGGUGGAUACUUGCCGCAUCUAUUCCCAAAACCACCUCGCUACAUGCAACGCUGUCAGAAAUCUAUGGGUCGAAAGCGGGGUGGUUUGGACCGGCGAAGAUGUUGCUCCUCUCCUUUUUUUGUACUGCUAUUUUCUGGUGUUUUGGUUGGCGAGAGAUCGGUGAUUCCGUCAAGAUUUUGAAAGGGUUUUCUUGUUUCACAUUGGAUUAGUGCGUGGGGUUAACGAUGUCUUUUGGCCGGCUUUUAAGGGGUCUCGUCAAGGGGGGCGCAUCCUGCAGCCCAACCCAGGAUGGUUUUCGGCUAUUUUUCAGGAUGGAGGGAAGGGCAAAAAGCGUUGAAAGCCAGAUGGCGCUCAGGUUUGUGUCCCUGGGGGAUUUUAGGGCCGGUAGGUGUCCACCAACUCAACGGAUUCGGACGAAAUUAUUCUGUACCCCGGACUGUGUUGUUUGCCAGGUAUGGCUUUUCCCGGAGAACGCUUUGAGCGAGUUGUUGUCUGCCGAAUCAUUGUCCUUCCCCGUAUGCGUCCCGGAGCAUCGCGGACUAGAACGUAGAAGGCUCACCAACUUGAAAUUGCAGUCGUGGGUGAUGAUCGAUCUAUCUGAGUGUCCUGCAAAGAUCAGGGGGGUCACGUCCGAAUCGUGGCAGUUUGGGUUCGUUCAGGGCCAACCAAGUGCCGCUUCGGGGGGUCAUCUCGGAGUACAUGCUUGCGUGAGUGGUCGCUUUGUCGCGAAAUUUGUUCAUUCAGACACACCAUGUAGAUUGUUCCUCUUGUCGGUGCCGUGAGGGAGACACUCGGAAUUUGUGAUUUUUUCAUGAUGAGAGCUGGCACUAAAAAAUGGUAACUCUGAGAAAGUGCCAUGUUUUGAGGGGGUAGGAUUCUCUUUAAGCUUCUGAUGGUGGGAAUUCGUUGUCACCUCGAAGAGCAUGGAAGGGGAGGAGCUGGAAAGAGACAAGAGUCAGAACGAGUUUUAGUGCCAGGACAACAGCGACGACGACAACUAAAGCGUCGACUUUGCUUGGGGUGCCAAGACUCAAUAUUUGCGCGUGAAGAACAAAGUGUGGGUUGGGUGCGAAUCUUGUUUUCACCUUGUGGGCUGUACAAAGUCAGAGGGAAAGAUGGUGGUGCAUUCGGUCGUAGGGUGUCGAUUGUUUGUCUUCCCGCAGGCAGAUUGGAAAGACAUCGAUUUCUUCCAAGGGGAGGCGAGGCCAACGUAUCGUUGCUUUUCUAUGCGGCAGCAUUCCGAUGCCGCUGCUAGCCAGUACUUCUCCAAAUAGAAGAACCACGGAUGAGUCCAUUGAUGCGACUGUAUACGCAGUUUAGUGGUCCUUCUUAGAAAUGUGCGC
Ectocarpus sp. CCAP 1310/34 is the source of this 3393-nucleotide messenger RNA. Lineage: Eukaryota; Phaeophyceae; Ectocarpales; Ectocarpaceae. The record is from the annotation of a GenBank genome assembly.